Thyridium curvatum is the source of this 288-nucleotide messenger RNA. RefSeq lists its product as uncharacterized. Gene Ontology annotation, molecular function: endopeptidase inhibitor activity. Gene Ontology annotation, biological process: vacuole fusion, non-autophagic. The record is from RefSeq and is a predicted model, not a curated record. Lineage: Eukaryota; Fungi; Ascomycota; Sordariomycetes; Thyridiales; Thyridiaceae. The transcript has 2 exons. The coding region runs from base 1 to 288 and encodes 95 amino acids.
AUGAAGCUGAUCGCCUUCCUCCUCGCCUUCCUGUCUGUCUUCUCCGCUGCUCUGGCGGUGGAUGUGCAGAAGCAGGUCAUCAUCACUUAUCCCGAGAACACGCCCAACCAUGUGCUCGACGAGGCAAAGGGGGCUAUCCUGGACGCUGGCGGUGUUAUCUUGCACGAGUACAAAUUGAUCAAGGGUUUCGCGGUCAAGGCUGGAGAGAAGGUCCUCGACACUGUGCAGACGAUGGGAAGCCAAUACAACGCCCUGAUCGAGGAGGACCAAGUUGUCUCGAGCUCGUGA